This is a messenger RNA of Penicillium argentinense, 1443 nucleotides long. It is a transcript of the gene cdc43, whose product is annotated as protein geranylgeranyltransferase type I subunit CDC43. Gene Ontology annotation, biological process: protein geranylgeranylation. Lineage: Eukaryota; Fungi; Ascomycota; Eurotiomycetes; Eurotiales; Aspergillaceae. Bases 1 to 1443 code for a protein of 480 amino acids. The record is from RefSeq and is a predicted model, not a curated record. Gene Ontology annotation, molecular function: CAAX-protein geranylgeranyltransferase activity. The transcript is spliced from 5 exons. Gene Ontology annotation, cellular component: CAAX-protein geranylgeranyltransferase complex.
AUGUGGGGAACCAAGCUGCUGCUGCGCGAUUCGAGUCCCCCACCAACAUCAAGCCGGAAGACUUGGAGCAGGCACCAGAUCGGCACAAAUUGGAUUGUGCAGCGCAGUGCGAGAAAUCUGACAGAAAAACAGAGCAGAGCUCAUACUGCAAUAUUUGCAAUGGCCGACCUCGCUCUGCACACCGAGCGACAUGUCAAAUACUAUCUCCGAUGUCUGAAGACGUUCCUACCAUCAGCCUAUCUCUCCAAUGACUCCAAUCGCAUGCUACUGGCCUUCUUAACACUGACUGGUCUCGACACUCUCGGCGUCCUACAAAGCAAAACCACCCCGGAGGAACGACAAGCGUAUAUCGACUGGCUGUAUCACUGCCAGGUGCCGACGGGAGGAUUUCGCGGGUUCUCGGGGACAGACUUUGGCGCAGAAAAGCGAACUGUCGAGAAUGAGGCCUGGGACCCGGCGAAUGUGCCGGCGACAUUCUUUGCGCUAGUCAAUCUGCUAAUUCUGGGAGACGAUCUGUCGCGUGUCAAGCGGACGGAAUGUCUCCGAUGGCUUCCACGGCUGCAGCGCGAGGAUGGCAGUUUUGGAGAAGUUCUUGGACCUGGUGGGGAAGUUGCUGGGGAUCGGGAUCUGCGGUAUUGCUGCUGUGCAACUGGGAUACGGUAUAUUCUGCGUGGGAGCAGUGGGAAAGGUGUUGAAGAUGUGGAGGAUAUCGAUGUGUCGAAACUAAUAACAUUUAUUCAAGCUUGCCAGAGUUACGACGGUGGUAUGGCUGAGUCUCCGUUCCGUGAAGCGCACAGUGGCCAUACAUAUUGUGCAAUUGGAUCUCUAGAGUUUCUGCGUCGGGCAUCAACUGACACCCAACCAGCGACGCUGUUGUCGCCUGGUUCUCCGCAGUUCGAGACGUUGUUGGCCUGGUUAACAUCACGGCAAACGGCCGAUCUCGGCGAGCAGGAGGGUGAGGACGAGGACGAGGGUGAACGGGAUGAUCAAGGGACCGAGAAAGGGGUGUCGGCAGAGACAGAUACUGCCCAGGAUCAACGGUCAGAAGAUGCAGAGACCGGUUCUCUAGAUGACAUGAUCCUAGGACUGUCCAAGCUCGCACUGGUGGCAGACAACACGAUAGACUGCGCCGGGUUCAAUGGCCGCUGCAACAAGGUGGCGGACACUUGCUAUUCGUUCUGGAACGGAGCAACACUGAAGAUGCUGGACCGGUUCUCGGUGAUCGAUGACGUUCGCAAUCGGCGGUACUUGCUGAGGAAGACGCAGCAUCUCGUGGGUGGCUUUGGAAAGGCGGCGGGUGAACCCCCCGAUCUCCUCCACUCCUGCUUUGGCUUGAUUUCACUGGCCUUUCAAGGCGAGCCGGGUCUUGCUCGCGUCGACCCGGCGCUGGUCACGACCGAACGAGUCAUCGAGCAUCUCGAAUCACUGCCGUGGCGAACAUAG